UUGUCCUUGUCCCAGAGAGAAAAAAAGUCAUAAAUAUAUAUAUAUAUAUAUGUAUAGAGAGAGAGGAGAGAAACUAAAGUAGAACAUUUUAGACAGAAAGUAAGGGUUGUUGCGCGCAGUGUUAGCUGCAAAGCACAUUGAGAGAGAGAAGCAAAAGAAGUGGAGGAGAGUGGUCGGAAAACCCUAAAAUCCUAGAAAAGGUUCGUCCCUCUGAAGACCAGUAAGGCUCUGUGUUUUCUUCUUUUUCUUGAUGUGGAGAUGAACGAAGAAUAUUCCAUCUACUGAUAGAGGAUCAUGCUGUAGAACUUGUUUUGGUCUAACAUGUACCUGCAUUUAAAUAAAGCCUUUACAGUGUUGGAUCUCUGUUCUCGGAGCUGAAGAUCAGGAGUUAAUUUUGGGUUCAUUGACGUGGAAUUUGGUGGAAAAAAGAGCUUUUUUCUCGGUGUUGUCGUCUCUACUGGGUAUUUGUAGUUUAUUAUAUUAUUUUAAUAUUUGGGUUUUGUGUUGUUUGGAUGAAGGCAUUACUUUGUACUGAUUCGAAGAUGAAGUGAUUGGAGGAGUGUUAAUGUAAGUUGGGACUCUGAGCAAGGUACUAGAUGAAUGAUUUGAAGCAAAAUUUAGUACCAAAAGAAAGUUGAAGCAGAAAUAGUUUCUGGGCAUUUUCUGUUCAUCAAAUUAUCGACCUUUAACGGUUGACAGAGGAUUUUGAGGCGGCCUGUAUUGAUCGCAGUGAAUAUAGACGCUUUGGUUUGAUAUUUGAUCUUUGCGCUGGAGCGUUUAGGAUUACCGGGCACUAUGUCUUCCUUGAGUAGGGAGUUGGUGUUUUUGAUUUUGCAGUUCUUGGAUGAGGAGAAAUUCAAGGAAACAGUACAUAAGUUAGAGCAAGAGUCUGGCUUUUUCUUCAAUAUGAAGCAUUUCGAGGAUCAGGUCCAGGCAGGUGAAUGGGAUGAAGUUGAGCGCUAUUUAUGUGGCUUCACUAAGGUAGAGGAUAACCGAUAUUCAAUGAAGAUUUUCUUUGAAAUUAGGAAGCAGAAGUACUUGGAAGCUCUGGAUAGGCAGGAUCGAACAAAGGCUGUCGAGAUUCUUGUGAAAGACCUUAAGGUUUUUGCAUCCUUUAAUGAGGAACUUUUCAAAGAGAUUACUCAGUUGCUUACUCUUGAAAACUUUAGGCAAAAUGAGCAGCUUUCCAAGUAUGGAGACACAAAAUCGGCUAGAAACAUCAUGCUUAUAGAACUCAAAAAGUUGAUUGAAGCAAACCCGCUGUUUCGUGAUAAGCUUGCGUUUCCAUCCUUCAAAAGUUCACGACUAAGGACUUUAAUUAACCAGAGUCUAAACUGGCAGCAUCAACUUUGCAAGAAUCCUCGUCCAAACCCUGAUAUUAAAACGCUAUUCAUGGAUCAUUCUUGCUCUCCAACGAGUAAUGGAGCUCGUCCACCUCCCACAAACAGCCCCCUGAUGGGGCCAAUUCCUAAGGCUGGGGCAUUUCCCCCAAUUGGUGCCCAUGGUCCAUUUCAGCCUGUUGUUUCCCCAACUCCUGGUGCUAUUGCUGGGUGGAUGUCAAGCACCAAUCCCUCUUUACCUCAUGCUGCCAUGGCAGCAGGCUCACCUGGUCUUGUGCAGCCUUCUAGUGCAGCUGCAUUCUUGAAACACCCAAGGACCCCCACUGGUGUAACAGGCAUGGAUUAUCAAUCUGCUGAUUCUGAGCACUUGAAGCGCAUUCGUAUUGGCCAGUCUGACGAGGUGUCCUUUUCUGGUGUAAUGCAUACUCCUAAUGUCUGUUCACAAGAUGACCUUCACAAAGUUGUUGUGCGGACGCUCAAUCAAGGAUCUAAUGUCAUGAGCAUGGACUUUCGUCCACAGCAGCAAACAAUUCUUUUAGUUGGGACAAAUGUUGGGGACAUUAGCCUUUGGGAAGUUGGGUCUCGGGAAAGGUUGGCACACAAGCCAUUCAAGUUUUGGGAUAUCUCGGCUGCUUCUAAGCCAUUGCAGACAACAUUACUCAAUGAUGCUGCGAUUUCGGUGAAUAGAUGUGUUUGGGGGCCAGAUGGACUUAUGCUUGGUGUUUCAUUUUCCAAACAUAUUGUUCAAACAUAUAAAUACAAUCCAACUGGAGAACUGACACAACAUUUGGAGAUUGAUGCUCAUGUUGGUGGUGUUAAUGACAUUGCGUUCGCCCAUCCCAACAAGCAAUUGUGUAUUGUCACAUGUGGUGAUGAUAAGAUGAUUAAGGUAUGGGAUGCUGUAACUGGACGUAGACAAUACACUUUUGAAGGCCACGAAGCUCCUGUUUAUUCAGUCUGCCCUCAUUACAAAGAAAAUAUCCAAUUUAUUUUCUCUACUGCCAUUGAUGGGAAAAUCAAAGCUUGGCUGUAUGAUUGCUCGAGAUCCAGAGUGGAUUACGACGCUCCUGGACUGUGGUGCACCAUGAUGGCAUAUAGUGCAGAUGGAACCAGGCUCUUCUCAUGUGGAACAAGUAAAGAAGGUGAAUCACAUCUAGUUGAGUGGAAUGAGAGUGAAGGAGCAAUAAAACGGACAUAUUCUGGUUUUAGGAAGCGCUCCUUAGGUGUUGUCCAGUUUGACACAACUAGGAACCGGUUCUUAGCUGCAGGUGAUGACUUUCAAAUCAAGUUCUGGGAUAUGGACAAUACCAAUAUGUUGAUAGCUGUUGAUGCAGAUGGUGGAUUGCCUGCUAGUUCUAGACUGAGAUUCAACAAAGAGGGGUCACUGUUGGCAGUCACAACUAGUGACAAUGGUAUCAAGAUUUUAGCCAACAACGAUGGUGUGCACUUGAUAAGGAUGUUGGAGAGCAGGGCCAUUGAUAAGAAUCGAGGCCCUUCUGAGGCCAUUAACUCUAAGCCUCUGCUUGGUACGUCUUUAGGCCCAUUUGCAAAUGUUUCUCCUGUUGCUCCCACACAGGAACGUCCUGAUAGAACCCCUCCAGCUGUAUCUGUCAGCAGUCUAGGUACCAUGGACAAUAGCAGGCUUCUUGAUGUCAAACCGCGGAUAUUAGAUGACGUAGACAAAAUUUCGAGCUGGAAAACAUCUGAUAUUGUGGACACAACUCAACUCAAGUUUCUACGACUGCCCGACUCCAUAACAGCAGGCAAGGUUGUGCGACUGAUCUACACUAACAGUGGCCUAGCUCUACUGGCCCUUGUUUCCAAUGCUGUUCACAAACUUUGGAAAUGGCAACGGAGUGAAAGGAAUCCACCGGGAAAGGCCACUGCAUAUGUAGUGCCACAGUUGUGGCAGCCUCCCAAUGGAACUCUUAUGAGUAAUGAUGUAAAUGACGGUAAACCAGCUGAAGAGUGUGCUGCAUGUAUUGCUUUAUCAAAAAAUGAUUCUUAUGUCAUGUCUGCAUCUGGUGGGAAGGUCUCUUUGUUCAACAUGAUGACAUUUAAGGUCAUGACAACAUUUAUGUCCCCACCUCCUGCAGCCACUUUCUUGGCAUUCCACCCCCAAGAUAAUAAUAUAAUUGCAAUUGGCAUGGAGGAUUCUUCUAUUCAAAUAUAUAAUGUCAGGGUUGAUGAGGUCAAAACCAAACUCAAAGGUCACCAGAAUCGGAUUACAGGGCUUGCAUUUUCCCAAACUUUAAAUAUUCUCGUUUCUUCAGGAGCUGAUACACAGUUAUGUGUCUGGAGCAUUGAUGGGUGGGAGAAGAAGAAAUCAAGGUUCAUUCAAGCACCAGCUGGUCGCCAAUCCCCACUGGUUGGAGAAACUAAAGUUCAGUUCCAUAAUGAUCAAGCAAAUCUAUUGGUAGUACAUGAAAGUCAAGUUGCUAUCUAUGACAGCAAGCUUGAAUGUUUGCGCUCAUGGUCUUGGUCUGCAAAAGACACACCUACAGCUCCAAUCUCGAGUGCAAUAUAUUCAUGUGAUGGUUUACUCGUUUAUGCUUCUUUCUAUGAUGGUUCUGUUGGAGUUUUUGACGUGGAUAGCUUAAGGAUCAGAUGUCGGAUAGCUCCUUCUGCCUACCUACCAUCCUCUGCUGUUAGCCCAGUCUACCCUUUGGUUAUAGCUGCUCAUCCAUCUGAGCCUAACCAGAUUGCACUCGGCAUGAGCGAUGGCACAGUAUAUGUAGUGGAGCCAUUAGAUGUAGAGCAAAAGUGGGGUGCUCAAUCUUGUCAAGAUAAUGGGUCAAUACCUUCUAAUUCAUCAAAUCCUUCUCCGAGUGGUCAAGCAUCAGAGCUUCCUCCUAGGUAACGGGGGCUUUGUAGAUGUGUGUUCAACCAAAAGGAAGUUUAGACAGUGCUCUUACAUUUCAAGCAUUACCACUCAAAUAUUUUGCCAGAGCCAAUGCUUUAGAUCGUGGCUUUCAUAUAUAUUAUUUGUUGUAAAUUCUUAUUGCUUUAGCCAUUUUAACUAAUAGAAAAUUUCUUGGAAGAUUUUA
Molecule: messenger RNA, 4387 nt
Organism: Carya illinoinensis
Lineage: Eukaryota; Viridiplantae; Streptophyta; Magnoliopsida; Fagales; Juglandaceae
Product: protein TOPLESS-RELATED PROTEIN 2-like
Exons: 25
Coding region: 796-4200 (1134 amino acids)
Biological process (GO): regulation of DNA-templated transcription
Molecular function (GO): protein binding
Source: RefSeq, a predicted model, not a curated record